Messenger RNA from Oikopleura dioica, 1146 nucleotides. NCBI's taxonomy places the organism in Eukaryota, Metazoa, Chordata, Appendicularia, Copelata, Oikopleuridae. The record is from the annotation of a GenBank genome assembly.
AUGAAAAUUUCAACGUUGAUGUCCGCGACAGUAGCCGCCCAAGAAGGAUGUUUGAUCAUGGAAGAAGCUGCCAAUGGAUGGAAAUCUUUGACCUCGCCAGAUUAUCCUAAAAAGUUCAACCCCAACGCUGAAUGUGUUUACAGAAUCACGGCGCCAGAAAAUGAAAGAAUCGAACUCGAAUUUGUCGAUUUCUUGCUUUUCAACAACCAAAUCGAAGAUUGCGCUGCACAAAGUUUGACCAUUAGAGAUCCUCUUUCUGAUUCUCCGAUUGGCAAAUACUGUGGAAACACGAAGCCACCAAAUUACACAACAAUGGGCAACUCCUUGUUUAUGGUUUUGGACUCGAAUACAGAUGGCGAAUACAAGGGUUUCCACAUCAAAUACCGAAUCCACGGUUCUUCCCCCAAAAUGGCCGUCGAAGCCGCCGCCAGCGAAAACCCCCGACAAAAACUCUCCAAGGGAGGCAACAUGAAGAGCCAGCGCGAGGCACGUCCCGGCGAGUUCGGUGCCAAGGUCCUCGCCGCCGCGAAGCACCUUUCGCUGAAGAACGCCGCCGCCGCUGCUUCCGAAAAAGGUGAAAUUGAAGCGCAGCUUCUCACUCAGAAUGAGGUAAACCACCGACGUCGUCGUCAGGUGAACCGAGGAUAUGGCGGUCCACGCGGUCGCGACUACAACGACUAUCAAUACGGUUCUACCCCUUACGGCGGUCGAGGUGGAAGACCAGCUGCUCCAUCGGGCCCCAAAUGCCGACCCGGCUUCCCCUGCCCCGGCACCGAAUAUAACCCCGAUACCGCUACCUCAAGCUCUACCAAACGCGAGAUCAGAUGCGUCGGCGCCAAUUGCAAGAAGGCUGGGGUAAGUUCUGGAGGUAACUCCAACUUGAUCCACGGAUUCGUCUGGGUCAUUGUCAUCGGCGUCUUUGGUGCUAUUGGUUGGUACAUCUACAAGACCUACUUCAUGGAAGACGAAGAGGCCAAGAAGAAGGCAGAGGAGGAUGAAAAGAGACGAGAAGCCGAGGGAAAUAUUGGCGCUGCUACUUUAGCUGCAGCACGCGGCAUCGGAGGUGCUCCAGCCAAAGGCUUCGACGCUCCACCACGAUACGAGUCAUGGCAGGACCAUGCGCAGCCCAUCAGCGAGGCCAAGUAA